AUUUUAAUGUAACAAAAAAUGGCGGCCAGGGUUCGGAGGUACGGGAGAUGAAAGGGCCCACCUCGGACCACAAGAUGUCCGUGUUCGUGCCCACCCCGUCGCUACACCAGCUGGUGACGGAGCGCGAGCCACCGGAGGACGACGAGAGCCUCAGCCCGUCGUACCCGCCGCCCCGACCCUCGCCGCAGAAGUCCCUCCUGUCCCGGUCGCCGCGCAUGUCCCCGCGGAGGGGCUUGUCGCGGGCGCUCAGCGGCGCCGCGGACCACGACCACCACCACCACCGCCACCACGACUCGGACCGCAGCCCCGACAGGCACGGCGGCUCGCACGGCGGCUCACACGGCGGCUCGCACGGCGGCGACAGCUCGCCGAUGUCGCUGCUCUCGACGAACGUGUUCGACAUCGACUGGAAGCUGUGGUGGGCAGAGCGGCUGCGGCAGGUGGACGCGCGGAUGCAGAGAGAGCGCCAGAACGCGGAGGCGCGCAUGAUGCGCGAGUGCCUGUCGCUGACGGCCUUCAGUCUCGGUGCGCAGCUCCUGCCGAACCUCCUCGGCGUCAAGCAGACCAGCAGCGGCUCCGCGGCGUCUUUGAUCAGCAUCCCCAGCACCGCGGCCACGGCGGGCGGGUCGUCGUCCUUCGCCUCGUCGCUGCUGUCGGGCCCGUGCCGCCCCCGGCUGCGGAUGCCAGAGCCGCCAGGGCCACGAGGGCCGCGCGCCGUGGUGUCCGGCGGCGGCAUCUCGUCCAGGGCCUCGCGCAGGGUCUCGUUCUCGGAAAUCGGCUACUCGCUCACGGCCCAGCCGCCGUCCUCGGCGCACAGCAAGCCCAGGAGGCCCGGCGACAAGCGACCCGUGGUGCUGGAGGAGCCGUCCGCUUACCUGCGCUUCCUGCGGAGAUCGGACCGGAACAACUUCCGGCCAGCCUGGCGUCCGCAGCUAGACGACAUCCUGAAGGACACACGCGCGGACCAG
Messenger RNA from Frankliniella occidentalis (western flower thrips), 968 nucleotides. RefSeq lists its product as uncharacterized. NCBI's taxonomy places the organism in Eukaryota, Metazoa, Arthropoda, Insecta, Thysanoptera, Thripidae. The transcript is spliced from 5 exons. The record is from RefSeq and is a predicted model, not a curated record. The annotation marks the transcript as partial.